This is a messenger RNA of Amoebophrya sp. A120, 4296 nucleotides long. The record is from the annotation of a GenBank genome assembly. Lineage: Eukaryota; Dinophyceae; Syndiniales; Amoebophryaceae.
CUUUGUUCUACAGUCAUCGAGCCAAACGGCUGCACUGGAUGAAAUUUUUGAUCUUUUGUUUCACACUAAGUCCAUUUGUCGCUUUGAGAUUGAGAUUCGCCGACAAUUAGGCCUCGAAUUCAUGAUGAUUUUUGCGGGAACGAUGGCCGCAGUACUACUUUUUACGGAAACAACACCAUGACGUUGACUGUAGUUCCUCUUCUGGUCAUCUGAGACUGCUGUAAAAAUCGAUGCGACGUAUCUAUUUUGGGGUGGCCGCCGGCGAGAAGACGACACGAAGGAACUACGGGUUCUCGGAAAAGUUUUACGAGGCGUUUUCCAGCGACAUCACCGCUCACCAGUAGCAGUACUACCGGGCCGACGUGCAGCAGCAGUCAUAGGCACUCUUGGACGUCGUCGACCCUGAACUGGUGCCGGUGUCAUAUCAGCAGACUGAAGUCGAGGACACAGGACAGGGCAGCCAGAUAAUCUUCUUGAUGUGAUACUGAUUUUCAAAACCGACUCCGAGUUGUGCUGGCACACGACGACAGCUGAGCACGGACGACACGACGUGUACCGCAGCAGAGGAUCAUGCGUGCUGGGAAUGAAUUAGAUUUUUGCGACGUUCCACGACAAGCACAUGCGCCCCCUGCGUUGCAGACAAGACCACCAAGUCAGUGCGUGCUCCAGUUCGGAGGUAGUUUUCCAUCAAGAAAAGGACAACCCCUGUCACCUACGCCCGAGCAUAGUUAAUCGCGGGCCGAGAGCCCCGGCCGAGCAUAGUUCAUCUCGAACGAGUAGUGCAGGGCACCACGACACAGAAGGUGUAAGUUCCAGUUCCUGCGGAAAAUUGUAGGAAGACGCGGGCUUGACGCAGGAGGCACCGGGUGCACUAUAUUGACGACCUCGACCGCCUGUCGUCGUGGUCCGUCAAUCAGGAGUUAGGGGUAGCAGGGAGCAAAGCCCCCAGCAUUAAAAGUGGGUGCAGCGACAAGGAGGACGGCAGGACGAUUCCUUUUCGUAGUCGCGAGCAAAAAGUGCUGUGCCGAGGCGCGUGCGAAAGGAGAAGAAGCGCCGUCAGGAAGACGUCAGAAAAAUGCUGUCCGGUUUUUUCGGAGGUACUCCAUGCACGGUGGACAUCACACUGGAUGCGGAGGAAAACCGAAAAACGGCGCCGCUUGGCCGGGACAAGAAGGGCGAGCGCGCCUACAUAUAUACGGACGGAGAGGAUGUCAACGGUACCGCUGUCGUGUCCGUGCGACCCGGAAAGAAGGUCGACCACCAGGGCAUACGAGUCGAACUCAUUGGCCAGGUGGACAUGAUCUACGACAAAAGUACUUACUAAAAAUGAUUUUUCUAGAUGUCGAUGUGGUCGCCACGGACUGUAGCUGUACUUAGUUCUCUCUCCUCCUGCUGCUCUUCCUUUCUGAAUAGAUACUGCAGCCUCAUCAGAAGAUGAAGAAGUUGUUAGUUUAUUUUGUUAAACAAAACCACGACCGACCGAGCGCCCUCUUAAAACUCCUUGCUAGGUAACAGCUACGAUUUUUUUGCGAUCGUCAAAGACCUGGAGCCUCCCGGCGCGAUAUUCGAGUCAAAACAGUGGAAGUUCCGAUUUGGCUCAGUGGACAAGCAUAUCAAGUGUAAAAAUGUCUGGGUCUGGAAGAAUGCAAGUUUGUCAUGCUUGUCUGGCAUGACUCCUAAAUCUGUCAUGCACAUUACCAAAGAGCUGCGCUUUUCUGUCAUGCAGAAACGUAGUUUGUCAUGCAGAAUAGGCAACACCUAGAAGCUCAGAAACUUGUCAUGCUGAGCCAGCAAUUGUGGCCUCCUCAUGAUACGCCACACAGCAUCACAAGUUUCCAGACCCAGACAUUUUUACAUUUGAUAAAGCAGUGCGAGACCUACUCAGGGAUAAAUGUGCGGCUCCGCUACUUUACGCAUGGUGUCUCUGCUAGAAUAAAUUCGCUGGAAAAUUUUUGAUGUAUCUGAAGGUGGUAGCAAUUUGUUCAAGAUUUUCAGCAAUACACGACAUCUUCACACGGCAUGAUGUCUGCAAGAAUAUGCACCGCAGUUGUAGUAUCUAUUCAGACCCAUGCCAGCCGCGCAUCACAAUUAAUUUUCCAAACGAGCGAGACACUUUUGCGGUGGAUAGUCUUCGUCCGGCUGGUGGUGGUCAGGAAUUAUAGCUCGAACAUCACCAAGGAAGUCGACCUCGUCGUGCAGAACCUGUAUAGUUUUUCGUUUGUGCACGUUGAAUGAAGUUUUAGCUUUAGUUUGUAGCUGUAAUUCAAAGUAUUGAUAAAAUAACUUACUUUACUUUAACUUCGUUGCGAGUUUUUACUGAUGCCCUUGUGCAUCUGCAUCUGCGGCAUAAAAACAUGCAAAAUUGUACUCAACAGCUUCACCGUUCCAGACAUCAACAAUACCAUCAAGAUGGAGGUCGGCAUAGAGGACUGCUUGCACAUCGAGUUUGAGUAUUUACUGCAACGUGUCUUGCUUCUCUGUCAUGAUUUUUAUUUUUGUUGCUUCACAGUUGGUUUUUGAUUUUGUUCACUGUAAUUUAUUUAUUACAUAUCACGUAGCUGUGCUGUGGCCGACGCCGACACUUACAGUUACAACCUGCAAGUAUUCUUUUCACCGAGAUCCUGCUCGUUUUGACACCCCACUACUUCUGUACUCAGGUACGAUAAAAGCAAGUACCAUAUGAAGGAUGUGGUGGUAGGGAAGGUGUACUUUCUGCUGGUGCGAAUCAAGAUCAAGCACAUGGUAUCGAAUGUAAAAAUGUCUGGGUCUGGAAACUUGUGAUGCUGGGUGGCGUGUCAUGAAGAGGCCACAAGUGCUGGCGCAGCAUGACAAGCUGUUGAGCUUCUAGGUGUUGGCUAUUCUGCAUGAAAAACUGCGUUUCUGCAUGACAGCAAAGUGGGGCUCUUGGGUAACGUGCAUGACAUAUUUUAGAGUCAUGCCAGACAAGCAUGACAAACCUGGCAAUCUUCCAGACCCAGACAUUUUUACAUUUGAUACAUGGAGCUGAACAUAAUCCGGCGCGAAACCACGGGGUCCGGUGCGCAGAACCAGAGCAGCGACAACGAAACGCUGACCAAGUUCGAAAUCAUGGACGGUGCGCCGGUGCGGGGGGAAUGCAUUCCCGUCCGCUUCUACCUCUCGGGGGUCGACCUCCAGCCGACAUACAAAAACGUACAAAACAAGUUCUCGGUGAAAUACUUUCUCAAUCUGGUGCUGGUGGAUGAAGAGGAUAGGAGGUAUAGGAGUUUGUCACUUUUUUUUCUGGGGGCACAGCAUGUAUACGUGCAACAGGAACAUGUUUUACCUUUGUAUGGGAAUGGGGUACCACUACCAACAGCAAGAAAUCAAUGAACCUGGUUAAUAUGUAGCUGUCUCUCAGGACUUGGACGAGUCAUUUCCAUUUGUUGUUUCAUCAGGGAACAUGAACUACGAAGAAGAAGAUGCAAAAAAUGUCGUUGCAAACAACAGCUACUCCCGGUGAAGAUCGUGUGUACAACUUGUUCAUACAAAUAUUUUUAAGGUAUUUCAAGCAGCAAGAAAUCUACAUAUGGCGGAAGAAAAUCGGCUGAGUAAAGCAGUACGUAGCCGGGUUCUUCGUGUGGUAAAAAUAUCGGCGACAGGAAGCAAAGAAUACUUUCGCCGACCACCACCUGACCGGCGUUUCAGCAUUUAUUCUCCCCCGAGGAGGUGGUGGACUAGGAGUACAGCGACAUCAACUUUGGGUCUGGCUUGUUCGUCCCUGCCACCACCAACCGACACCUUACCGAAUGAAAGCCGGACGUCAGACACUGCGUCUGCGAGUUCUGGUGUUGUGGCUGCGGAAGUGACUCCUGCCGUGUGGAAAUGAUAUUGAACUUGGACGUUGAACGCAAGGUCUUCAUAUGAUUGGAGGUGGUCCGCAAGAAUUUAUUAUACCGGCGCAAUAGAAGAUGAAGAUCAUGCACGACCCGGAACGCCACCGGCAAUGCUCCUGUUGAAGAUAGAAGUUCGAAGAACGCGAAGCCUAAGCGCUGACCUGAGUAAUUCCCCCGCAUCAGGAACCCUGAUGCAGCAGUCCCAGUCUGCGACGGAAAUCGGAGAGCCAUGCUGGCAAUGCCCCAUACUUUCCCAUUUCAUUUGAUUCGAAGAUAGAUUCGUGAGCGCGGCUCACUGAAGUAGUGCCUUGCUAAUUGCAAGUAGCCUGCUCACGGAAAGCACAUAGUGUGUCUGGUGUGAUAAUUUCAUACAUUACAGUGCGACCAUAGCAUGACUUUUACACCGUGCUGCGCUCCUUUGGUUUCUCAGGCACACUGUCCC